Messenger RNA from Galendromus occidentalis (western predatory mite), 1701 nucleotides. RefSeq lists its product as uncharacterized. Gene Ontology annotation, molecular function: cell adhesion molecule binding. Gene Ontology annotation, biological process: cell adhesion; extracellular matrix organization. Gene Ontology annotation, cellular component: extracellular matrix. Lineage: Eukaryota; Metazoa; Arthropoda; Arachnida; Mesostigmata; Phytoseiidae. The record is from RefSeq and is a predicted model, not a curated record. The transcript is spliced from 9 exons. Bases 1 to 1701 code for a protein of 566 amino acids.
AUGCCGGCAUUGCGCGAAAUGCAGGCGCUUGUAAUAUUCCUAUGCUAUUUCUCGGCUUUCACUGCGCUUGCGUUUCUCGAUCUCGAAGUCAACGCCUCUCAUCAAGCGACGAUCUCAAACAAUCAUGCUCCACCGCCUAACGAUCUCGGGAACGAAUCGACUCUAGACAAGGGCGCGAAACAGAUGUUGGCAGCCUCUGCUGCCGCUCUCCCAGUCGUACCGGUGGUCAUGUCUCCGAACGGGAACUCUCCUCCAAAAAAGGCUCGAGACUGCACUUCAAGUCUUUGCACUUUUGGCGAAACCGUUCUGAACACUGCCAAGAGGUUCGUCUACGUUCCGUUCCUGCGUCGCUUCGCGUGGGUUCUACACAACAUUCGACCUUCUCAGGGUGCGACUACCACAACAGAGGCUCCUCCAUCUGCAUCGAGGCCUACUCGCAGACCAGACUCGAUCCUCAUCCCGGAAUUAGAAGGCAAUAUCGAUAUCACCGGACCAGACGUCCACUUUCCUUUUCAUCAGCUGGAAAUCACACCUCCACCGAGUACCACGACGACCAAGCGUCCACCGCCGCAUAUCGCCGCCUAUCCGCCAUUCGCGGCAGUACCCACUACAUCGACGACGCAGGCGAGGCCUAUGGUGACUUAUAAACCACCGGUUCCAACCCGAUCACCCACGAAACGCGAAUCGUGCGUCGUAGAGCCUCCAUUCUGCCCGUCGUGCUUGUCGAAGCUCUCUCCAUCGGAGCCCUGGUUCCCGUAUCCUCCUCCCCUAUUCAUUCCGAAUGCUUGUUCUCGUUGUGGUACUCUGCAGGUGAUCCUAAAUCGGAUACCCGAUGAUAUUACGAUUUUCUCCGAUAUUCUCAAGCUCGCUUCCUUCGGAGAAAUUAUCGAUUUCAACGAACUCCUCUCCGAAUUCCAAGGGCAAAUCACGGUCCUGGCUCCGACGGACGCGGCUUUCGCCUACCUGCCGAUUUCGAUCGACGAUCUGAAACAGCGACUCGUUCGCAAUCCGAAGGACUUGCGCCGCUUCAUUCUGUACCAUUUACUUCCUGGUUUCGUGACAUCACGGGAUUUUAAGCUAGAAUCGUGGAUCGCAACAUGUCUGUUCGAGAAGAGCAUCUAUGUGAACGCUGACAGGGAAUUGAAUGGUGCGCGCAUCGUUGGGCGCGACAUAAGCUACAAAUACGGCUCCAUCCACACCCUGGGCAAGGUGCUCUACCCUGUCGCUGCGGAUAGCGUUCAAGUUUUUUUGGACUCGAAUCCCUUCCUCUCGGAAUUCGCUUCAUGGUAUAGGAAAUAUGCCAGACUACCCAAGAAAGAUAUGGUCACGGUUUUCGCGCCAACGAACGCAGCUUUCGAACGGAUCGCACCAUCGAUUCGGAAAAACUUGGCCAAGAACGAGGUUCUCAAAGCACGCACUGUUUUCAAGCAUGUUGUCUCGGGGCUAUGGUUCUCGUCGUCGAUGCCGACGAGUGGGACAGUCCUCACACCCAUGGACGGGGUGAGUGUAACUUGUAUGACGGUCAAGUUCGAAUACGAUGAUUCGAGUAAAAACAAGUUCAACCCAUCUCAAAGCGCAGACAAGAUCCUGACAUUCGGCUCUAGCCGGGUCAUUGCUUCGGAUCUUUUCGCAAUGAAUGGAGUGGUGCACAUCGUUGACAAAGUCAACACCGAUCAAUUGGAACUUUGCGGUUUUAGCUAG